AUGAUCCCAAGGAUUUUACGCCUCAUCGUCCUUGCGAUAUGGUCAGCAGAGGCCGUGGCAUCGCCCGUCCGUUCCUCCGACCAGGACCACAGCAAUGUCAAUCAUGGCAAGAUCCUUACUCACGAACCUGAAUACGAUCCCCUGUGGGAGAAGUACGGCCUAAACAAGUCGCAAGAAUUUAAGUACUUUCAUGAACCAGGUAAUGAUGAUAUCCUGGGACACUACGAUACGCGCUUUUUCACAGAACCGGUUCCGGACAAAGAGCGCUCCGAGACCAUGACGCAUAUGAUUCGCGCCUAUCUCAACUUCUUCAAUGAGCGUGGCCUGGAGACGUGGAUUGCGCAUGGAACCUUACUCGGGUGGUGGUGGAAUGGCAAGGUUCUACCCUGGGAUUGGGACAUCGACACACAAGUGCUGGAUACCACCCUGCUGCGCCUGGCUGACCAGUUCAACCAAACCGUCGUCCACUACACGGCUGCCGACUCCAGCGUGGAGCGGAGCUACCUCCUGGACGUCAACCCCUGGGCUCGACAGCGCGAACGCGGCCAGGGACUCAAUAUUAUCGAUGCGCGGUGGAUCGACAGGCGGACGGGUCUCUAUAUUGAUAUCACAGGACUGAGUAGGCUGGAACCGGAGAAACCCAGUCUAUGGCAGGAUAAAAACGACCACAAGUAUCAGACAGGGGACAUUUACCCCCUGCGCAAGACGACUUUUGAAGGAGUACCGGCCAAGAUCCCCUUCGACUACGACUCUGUCUUAAUCAAAGAAUAUACUCAGGAAGCGUUGACGAGCACCAAAUUCCACAACCAUACAUGGUAUCCUGACUUGGAACAAUGGGUUUCCGAUCACGACGAGAUCGCCAAAGGCAAGCUGAAUGACGAUCGUCAAUAUGAGAGGCGGUAA
Molecule: messenger RNA, 903 nt
Organism: Aspergillus fumigatus Af293
Lineage: Eukaryota; Fungi; Ascomycota; Eurotiomycetes; Eurotiales; Aspergillaceae
Product: putative mannosylphosphate transferase (Mnn4)
Source: RefSeq, a predicted model, not a curated record